Molecule: messenger RNA, 602 nt
Organism: Spirodela intermedia
Lineage: Eukaryota; Viridiplantae; Streptophyta; Magnoliopsida; Alismatales; Araceae
Source: the annotation of a GenBank genome assembly
AUGGCGGUGGACAGCCGCAGCGGCAGAGAGAGGGGAGCUCUCUCCGGCCUUUCUUCCUCCUCUCUCCUCUUCCUUCUCCUCCUCGCAGGGUCUCUCCUGAUUCCGGUGGCCACGGUGGCGGUGGGCUCGGAGGACGGUAGGCGGCAGGAGCCCAACGCUGCGGAGAGAGCGAUGGGGGUAGGGGUGGCGACGACUGGCGGCGCUUGGGAGGCCUUCUGGUCGUGGGUCCGGCCGGGGGUGAUGAAGCUCCGACCGCUCACCAGAGCAGAGUAAGUAAGCAGCGGAAGGAAAAAUUAGGCCUUGAAAAUGGGAAUUUGGCGGGAUAUUAUUUUAACCAGUGGUUUCGAUUGCUGGUAUUUAUUUCUUUUUUCCCGUUCUUGAUGUGGAUCUUGGGAUGAAGGAUUCCGAGGAGCAGAUCGGCGACGAUGAAGGAGGCGGCGACGAGGAGCUUCCAGGCGGGCAAGUUGGCGGCGGAGGAGUCGGCCAAGUCGGCGGCUUGUGCGGCAGAGGCGGCCGUGGAGAAGGCAUCGGAGAAGGUGAAGAGGGCGGCCCGCGCCGCUUCCUCUGCCAUCGCCGGCGGAGAAGUAGAAGGCGACCUAUGA